CUGCCCCUGCUGGAGCAUCCUCCAGACCCAGCAUCUCCCUCCCUCCUGCUGGGAUUGGCUCUGCCAUCCUUGGCACGCAGCGCCCAGAGGUCGUCCAGAGCAGAGCCAGCAUCCGGGGCAGGUUCCCGGCUGCUCCGUCCUCACUGGCUCUCCCUUGGCGUCUGCAGGUCUCCAUGGGGGAGGCCUACCUGGUGUACUCCGAGCGCCUGUACUCCAAGUCGGAGUUCAACAACUACCUCGCCGCCCUCUACAAGGUGGUGGGGACGUUCCUCUUCGGCGGGGCUGUCAGCCAGUCCCUGACCGACCUGGCCAAGUACAUGAUCGGCCGGCUCCGGCCCAGCUUCCUCGCCGUCUGCGACCCCGACUGGUCCAAGGUGAACUGCUCCGUCUACGUGCAGCUGGAGAACAUGUGCCGGGGCGAUGCCAGGAACGUCACUGAGUCCAGGUUAUCCUUCUAUUCCGGACACUCCUCCUUCGGGAUGUACUGCAUGGUCUUCCUCGCACUGUACGUCCAGGCCCGGCUGAGCGGGAAGUGGGCCCGGCUGCUGCGCCCCACGAUCCAGUUCUUCCUGAUCGCCUUCGUGGGCUACACCAGGGUGUCCGACUACAAGCACCACUGGAGUGACGUGCUGGUGGGGCUCCUCCAGGGGGCGCUCAUUGCCGUCCUCAUCGUCCGCUACGUCUCUGACUUCUUCAAGCAGCGCCCCUCUCUUCCCUGCGAGGAGAAGGACCCGGAGCGCAAGCCCAGCUUACCACUGACCACGAGCGACCCCGACUGCAACCACUACAGCUAUCGGGGAGCUCCCUGAGCUGCGGGGGCCGGGGAGGCAGUGCUGCUGGACAGACCCCAGGCCUCGCCAGGCUGCCUGCCAGGGCUUGGGGGGAACUGGGAGGAGCAGCUUAUCUUGUUAAUUGGUUCUGCAGCUAAUGAGUUCCUUAUUACUGCACGGUGCCCUGGCACCCUCUGGGGAGAACCCAGCAAAGACUUUUAAUGCUCAUUUGGCCGAUGGCAGAGAAAUCAGCCCUGUGGUCGCGGGGCUCCGAUCCCUCAGUGAGUGGGUGGGAGGGGGCUCUCCAGCCCUCUGCAUGGAAAGAGGAGAUGGCCCAGGGGUGGGAGUGUUUGUGACGCAAAGAGCAACCCCCCCGCGAAGCCUGAGACUGCACGAUGCCGAGCGCGUCUAUAUCCACGUCGUCUGCCGACGGCUCUUCGCUGGGACGGAACCAGGAGGGCGACGCCCCCGGCACGUUGCUGGACUCGUGAGCUGGGCCCGAGCUCUUCUCUGCAUCUGGAUCGGAUCGUUAAAAUAUUCCUAGUGAGCCGCAGCUGAUGCAAGGGAUCGACACACGGCGAGGAUUUGCUCCCGCUGACCUGGGCCCUGCUGGGCUGCCGCAGGGCGGGAGCGAACGGCCACAUGAGAGUUUGCAACGUGCCUGCUUUGUGGGGUGAACCGGAUGCUCCGUAGGAAAUGCCAGGGGUCAGACGUCUCAGCUGAUUCUUUUAAUGGGGGAUGGGGUGGGUGGGAAUCCUUCUGGGAUAAAGCAGAUAAAUUGCAGUGUGAAGAGGGUCCUGGAUUCUGGCCCUGUGAGAGGGCAGGAGGUGGAGCAGGGAACAUGCUCACAGCCUCGCCUCCGCUGCGCAGCUGCCUUCGGCGCCGAGGGUACUUGUGCCUCUUUUAAAUGAUAUAAAUUUUCAUAACGAUGUGUUUUUUGCAGUCAAUGCAUUUACUUUUCAAUUAGAUCAUCCUCAAAGAA
This is a messenger RNA of Pelodiscus sinensis (Chinese soft-shelled turtle), 1752 nucleotides long. NCBI's taxonomy places the organism in Eukaryota, Metazoa, Chordata, Testudines, Trionychidae. The record is from RefSeq and is a predicted model, not a curated record.